This is a messenger RNA of Nymphaea colorata (pocket water lily), 886 nucleotides long. RefSeq lists its product as uncharacterized. Bases 138 to 509 code for a protein of 123 amino acids. The record is from RefSeq and is a predicted model, not a curated record. The transcript is spliced from 4 exons. NCBI's taxonomy places the organism in Eukaryota, Viridiplantae, Streptophyta, Magnoliopsida, Nymphaeales, Nymphaeaceae. Gene Ontology annotation, cellular component: chloroplast envelope.
GCAACUCUCUAUCUCUUAUCCGUUUUAGAGCUUUGCAAUUUGCGUCUUAGCCUCAGAUGACCGAAAUGAAGAUUUUGUGACGAUGGCUCUUUUGUUUGAGUAGGGAAGGAGGGUGCGGGAGCGUGUCUUGCGGGCAUAUGGCGUCGAGGAAGAAUCUGGCUGCAGACGCUCCAUGGAGGGCAGCGCCGACAGGAAAACCCCUCCCCAAGAUCCACCAAUCUCCCAUUCUCCGUGUAUCGUCCGAUCCCCAAUGCUCCUAUGGCCUCGCUGUCAUGAAGCAUUCGAACCCCGUUGGCAACGGAUUUGCGAGUGAAGCUCGAUUGGAGUCGGCGGGGCCCGAGUGUAUCGUUCCCGGACAAGUUAAACCCGUUAGACUGCUGGGCUUGAAGGUAUGGCCUGUCAGUGUUAGCUUUAAAUUCUUGGAGCCUAUUGGACGAGAAAUGAAAGCUAUGGGAAAGUUCAUGGAUUCAGCGUUCAAUCUUAUGCAAGCUUCAUUUUCUGAUCGUUGAGUGCUUCCUUUAGCUGAUCUUAAGAGUUGUAUUUACGGAGACUUGCAUGGGCUUUAUAAUAGAAACUUAUGCUCCUUAGUGGGGUAUUGAAGUUGUAAAGCAGAUUUGUCCAACAAGUAUAAUAUGCUUGGUGAAACCGAAGAGCAGGGUGGCUUCUGAGUUUUUCCCCUGAUUAAGAGCAAGAAUGGAAAUUUCUUUUGGGUAUGUGGGAUCUUGAUAGUGAACAUAUUUGGUUUCCAGUGAAGGCUUGGUGUCUCUCCUUUCAUAAGACGUCUGUUUCUGCUAAAAUUGAGUUAUCCAGACUGAGCUUUUAUUAUAGAGGCUGGUUCUGAACCCGGGCCUGCACCAUGCUCGAAAUGGAUUCCUAUUUAAACAUG